Molecule: messenger RNA, 4302 nt
Organism: Capronia epimyces CBS 606.96
Lineage: Eukaryota; Fungi; Ascomycota; Eurotiomycetes; Chaetothyriales; Herpotrichiellaceae
Exons: 1
Coding region: 1-4302 (1433 amino acids)
Biological process (GO): phosphorelay signal transduction system; phosphorylation
Molecular function (GO): protein binding; phosphorelay sensor kinase activity
Source: RefSeq, a predicted model, not a curated record
AUGGUCGCAGAAGAUGUUCAAGCCUCCUCCGCUUCACCAUCUUCCGAUGAUCGUGCUGCAGAUGCCCGCUACAAUGCUGGCGAUGCACUCAGUGAUCCACUGCACAGCGACCUCUCUCGCGUCUCGGUAGCCACCGACAUUGCCCUGGCCGCCCUCUCGACCCUCCCCACGCCUCUACUUGUUCUCUCCUCCCGGAAAACCGUGUUGCUUGCCAACUCGGCCGUUGGAAGAUUACUGGGAGCUGGUCAGGAUGACACUGACAGGACUGCGACAGAUGUGCUCAAGGGGCAAGCGCUGUCGCAGAUUGGCCUUGAUCUGGUUUCCGAUGGCCAAUCCAUCUGGGUAGACUGGGAUAAGUUCCUCGAUAACCUAGCGGAUGGCUUGCAGUCCGUCAGACAAAGUGGGAAGACGGCUUCUACUAGCUCAACAGACUUUGCCAGAGGUCUAUCGCCAUUACAGCAAAACAGAACACAGAAAUGCCCCGAUACGGCAGUCGAUGUCGCCAUCUCCUCCCGCAGUAGCCAUCCUCAACAUCGCUCUCAGACUCAAAGACGGAACAAGCCUCAAGGUGGGCGUAUUCGUGCAACAUGCCGAAUGAUCAUCAGUGUCUGGAGACUGGAUGGACAGCACUUCUUCACCUUGACCUUUACUAGCCUGCCACCACCAUCCUCGCACAAGAAACAUAGCCAGGCACCAGCAGCACAUCGCAACCCAUCCUCAAAUUCCACCAUGUCAUCCCGCUCGUCCCAGUCGCAUACUCCGGGCACCUCAAAUGCCAAUUCACAAGGGACAUGGCCUGCGGAGAAUGCAACCGGAGCAAUGUUUCUCCCAACAAGCGCUCCGGGGUCGUGCACCCCUUCAUCGACCGUGGCCGAUUUCGACAAGGUGAUCAAAAUGAAGAAUGCAAUGCUGAGUGCCAUCGAUAUUCCCCUCGUUGCAAUGUGGAGGGAUGAAAGUGUCGUCUAUCCUAACCUGGCGGCUCGACGGCUGUUGGCUGUUGACGCGGAUCCCACAUCUGAAGACUGUUACGAUUUCAUGUCUAGGUUCCGCCCGUGGUUGCCUGACUUCUCUCGCGAACUUAAGGAGAACGAGAAUCCAAUUAGCGCGUUAUGCCGCACACAGAAAGCCUUCACCGCUUGGCAAAUCGGCCUGGUAAAUGAGCUGACGGGCAAGCAAACCACCUUUGAGGUCAGCGGUCACCCCCUGUUUGACCAAAGGUCGGGCGAGUUUCUGGCUGCAAUGAUUGCUUUCAAGGAUGUCACUUCGUAUACCAACAGGAUUGCGCUUCAAGUCGCUGAAAAGGAAGAGCACUUUCGCCUGAUGUGCGACAUGAUGCCCCAAUUGUGCUGGACGACGACUCCGGAGGGCUACCACGAAUACUUUUCGAAGCGUUGGUAUGACUACACCGGUCUUACACCUGCCGAGUCUCUAGGGCUUGGGUGGAAAUUGCCUUUCCAUGAGGAGGACAUGCCAGAAGCCUUGCGCAGAUGGACGCACUCUCUGGCGACUGGGGAAGAAUACAAAGCCCAGUAUCGCUGUAAGAGAUAUGAUGGUGAAUGGAGGUGGAUGCUUGGACGCGCCUUGCCAUUACGGGACAACAAGACCGGAAGAAUCUUGAAGUGGUUUGGGAGUUGUACAGACAUCCAAGAUAUUGUCGACGCGAAGUUGGCCGGGCAAAGAGAUCGAAAACACCUGAUGGACCUUUUGAAGCAUUCUCAGAUGACCUUAUGGAUCAUCGAUCGGCAAGAGAAAGUUACGUUCUUCGAGGGCACCUUCCUCGCCGAGGACCCGCUCAAAGAGCACGCAGUUGGAAGUUCCAUUUACGACUUACUGGCAAAUUACCUGAGCCCGGAGUGCAUUGACGGUUUCAGGGCCGCCGUCAAACGCACUCUCGAUGGAACUUCCGAUCUAGAAGUGUGCGAAAACGAAGUCGAUUCGCGGUGGCUCCGUUCUAAAAUGGUGCCCUUGAAAGAUAAGCGAAAGUCAAAUGGUGUCGAAGAUGAACACUAUAUUAGCGGUGUCAUCGGAAUUGGCACGGAGGUUACUCAAAUACGGCAGAAAGAACAGGAGAAUAUCCAGUUAUUGGCAAACGAGCGCGCAGCCAAAGAAGCCAGUAAAAUGAAGAGCAAUUUCCUGGCCAACAUGUCCCAUGAGAUCCGAACACCCAUUGCAGGUGUCCUGGGCAUGUCAGACUUGCUGAUGGAUACGGCGCUGAAUGAGGAGCAGAGUGAAUUCGCUCAAAAUAUCCAGAGCUCAGCGAAUUCAUUGCUCACCGUCAUCAACGAUAUUCUCGACUUCUCCAAGAUUGAAUCUGGCCGGCUAGAUAUCGAGGAAGUCCAAUUUAGCCUCAAUAUUGUACUGCAGGACGUGGUCAAAAUGCUCUCGUUCGCAGCCAAGAGAAAAGACCUGGAUUUCGGCAGCGAUAUUCGACUUGGAACGUCGCAAGAUCUCGUUCUGCUAGGAGAUCCAGGCCGCAUUCGACAGAUCCUUACCAACCUCUUGACAAACAGCAUCAAGUUCACGUCAGAUGGAUAUGUCAGAUUGAGUGCAUGCAUCAUCAACGAGGCCGACGAUACAACUACUGUCGAAUUCUGCAUCGAGGAUAGUGGGAUUGGUAUCGAAGAGGAAGUCAAGAAGAGGCUUUUCCGGCCCUUCAGCCAAGCAGACUCAAGCACUGCAAGACGUUUCGGAGGCACAGGCCUCGGUUUGACAAUCUGCAAGAAUCUUGUUGACCUGAUGCAUGGGACCAUCAGGCUCGAAUCAAAACUGGAUACAGGAACCCAGGCCACUUUUUCCAUUCCAUUCAAAAAGCGAGAGUACCGAGGUAAUUCUUCUCCGACUCUUCUUGAUAUGGGAAUGGUGCCGGAAAGGUUGCGGGCUGAAUUGUCUAUCUCCCUGAGUACUUCGUCAAAGGAGGAAAAUCGAAAAUCUCAAAACCUCGCCACGCACAUCAGGAGCCCCAAUGUUCCCAUCACAGCGGCCCAACGCUCGUCAGCUAUCCCACCCGAGUCAGGUACAGAAGCACCAGCUUCGGACCUUCCGCGGGAACAAUUUCACAUCCUCGUCGUAGAAGAUAAUCCUGUGAACCAACAAAUUGCUGUCAAAUUCAUCAAAGCCCUCGGAUUUUCCGUUAACGCUGUCUGGAACGGGAAAGAAGCGCUGGAAUAUCUUUUGAAAGCAACCUCUCCAGAUCUGACUCCUGAACAUUCCAAAGUGUAUCCGAUUCCAUCGUUGAUUCUUAUGGAUGUUCAGAUGCCCGUCCUUGACGGUUACCGCGCCACUCAUAUGCUGAGAUACCAUGCUCCGUUUACGAACAUCACAACCAUCGCCAGGAUCCCAAUUGUGGCGAUGACAGCAUCUGCGAUCCACGGUGAUCGAGAAAAAUGCGAAAAGGCAGGAAUGGACGACUAUAUGGCGAAGCCGGUCAAGAGACCGUUGCUUGAGCAAACCAUCAUGAAAUGGAUCUUCCAGGGACGCAGACCGCCAGAAGCAAAUGCAGACCGCUCCCAAUCGCCCUUCACCCGAGCUUGCACUGAUCAAUCAUCGAGCUGUACCGAGCAUGACGUUGUUCUUACCGGAAUCUUUCCUGGCAUUAACGUUGACCAGGAUAAAAGGGAUCUUGAUGCUCCGACCUACGCAGAAGGGAUAGCCAGUGCGGCGGGUGCAGGGAUUGCCCGCCGAUCAAGCAAAUCUCGAAAAAUCCGCGAGAUGGAGAUUCCAGGAGCUGAAACAGAGGCAAACCGGGCCUCGAGGAGGUUGCACGCAGAAGAUCAAGCGAGAGAUCUGCGCGAUGCCAAAUUGUUGUCUGCUACAAGGGAUGAUCGCGCUCAAAGUCAUAUUACUUCAGGUGACAGCUAUUCCCUCGACACCUCAACCCCUAAAGGAUCGAGUGGCUACCCCGAGGAAGUCCAAGAGGACGCUAAUCGCUUUGCGAUGGCGUUGACUGAAAAAAACAUCUCCCUGCUCAAUCAUGGGCAGGAUUCAGACUUCUUGGUAACAAGGACGUCGUCGUCGAGUGUUUGUUCCGACCGCGUGGAUGUUCCCGAUAUUCCUGGGCCUCCGCCCAAUGUCUCCGGGGAUCUAGCCGGGAUCGAUGCUGAUGCCCAAGCGCUGGUCCAGGCAUUGCUAGAUCAAGCGCAUCAUCAUGACAAGCCCCAUGUUGACGGGCUUCUACCCCGCAAAGGUCGCCGAGACGUUGGUGGUUUGAUGCAGGGAAUGCGACACAACAGCGACUGGAGUACGAGCACCACGAAGCCGGCAAAUCGAGAUGGGGACGCGUCUCGGUCUCCGUCGUUGUUCUGA